AUGUCACGAAGACAGGGCUACGAUGACAGCAAUCGGGCGUUCCUCCAGGCCCUGAUGGCCCGGUCAACGAUGACCCUCACAGAAGCAAAGCCCAUACUCGCCGCCAUCCUCUCAGUGCACGGAGGCGAAACCGUCUCCCCUAACGCCAUCACAGAAAACCACCUGAACUCAUUCGUCAUGGCCGCGAACAGCGCAAUCUCACCCCUCGACCUCGAAAUCCGCAGUACCAUCCCUCAAGUCGAGCUCGACGACCCCACAAACGAACAAGUGAACCCCGAACGCGUCUACGCCUUGGUAAACACAACAAGCGACGGCCUGACGCAACUCGCGACAACACAUACGGCCGACGAGAUCUCCUACGUCAAACGUGUUCUGGACAAGAUGUUCGAAACGAAUAACAAUAAGAUUACGGAGGCAAUUUCUCUCAGUACAAUGGAGGCUCUUAACGAGUGCAAAGUCGGCGGAAGCAACCGACGCGAGUCCGGCUCCGCAACACAAGCUACCCAAGGCGGGGCGGCGCAGCCGCUGACUAUGGGACAGGCGGAGACAGUCCUGAAGCAGCUCUGCGAAGAUGGCUGGUUUGAGAAGAGCCAGAAGGGGUUUUAUACGCUGAGCCCACGCGGAUUGAUGGAGUUGAGGGGUUGGCUUGUUGCGACGUAUAAUGAUGAGAAUGAAGGCGGGCGGAGAAAUCAGAAGAUCAAGUUCUGCGCUGCUUGCAAGGACAUUAUCACGAUUGGACAACGAUGCGGUAACCGUGACUGCGCCGGCCGAUUACACGACCGCUGUAUGCGCAACUUCUUCCGAGUGCAGAAGGCAGAGCAAUGUCCGAUAUGCAGGGCGCCAUGGCCGGGUGAUAAAUAUGUCGGCGAGCGUGCUAUAUCCUCAGGCCAGAGACGGAGCAAUGUCCGACCUAGCGGAGUGGGACCAAGCACGCAGUUGACCCAGGCUACGGAUGAGAUGAGCGAGGAAGAAUCCGAUUGA
Molecule: messenger RNA, 981 nt
Organism: Aspergillus mulundensis
Lineage: Eukaryota; Fungi; Ascomycota; Eurotiomycetes; Eurotiales; Aspergillaceae
Product: non-structural maintenance of chromosomes element 1 family protein
Exons: 3
Coding region: 1-981 (326 amino acids)
Biological process (GO): double-strand break repair via homologous recombination; DNA damage tolerance
Cellular component (GO): nucleus; Smc5-Smc6 complex
Molecular function (GO): ubiquitin-protein transferase activity
Source: RefSeq, a predicted model, not a curated record